CAGUAUAUUUAUAUCAUACUCCGUAACAUUUUCUACGUACGACGACUAACCAAAUUAAACAUGUGUAUGCAUGUAUUGUGUUAAUUGCCGCAUGCAGCAAAUAAACCUCUACUCGUACAACUACAGUACGUCACGAACGAGUGAGGUUGUUCCCUGUGGUAGUCCCUACUGCUUCCCCCCAAAGACAGAGGACUGCCCUCUCCGCGCACCCAACACUUACCCAUGCCCCUACGAAGUCGUCUAUAUGGCCAAGAACACUUCGACCAGGGGCAUUCUCGUCAAAGACGUUAUGCACCUCGAAACCUACGACGACAACCAAACCCGUAGCAGCGCACCGGUGAUAUUCGGGUGCGGACAAGUUGAAACGGGUGAUCUUCUUGGCGAGGGUCUGGUCAACGGGUUACUCGGGUUGGGGUACGGUGCGCUGGACGUGACAAGCCUCCUAUCGUCCCAAGGGUUGGUUCGGAACUCAUUCUCUAUGUGUUUCGCGCCAAAUGGGUACGGUAGGUUUGCUUUUGGGGAUCUGGGUGACCUGGAUCAGAUGUCAACCCCAUUUUUACCUACCUUUGACCAGAGAAUCUUCUGGGUCCAAAUCCACCUCUUUGCACUGGCGUACAAUGCGAGACGGAUGAUUAAUGUGCUAACUACCCAUGCAAGGAGGGUUACCACGGGUUCUGCACACAUAUGGACCAUAAUCCGUUUGGUGAUUGCUGCUGUUGGCCAAUUAAGCCGCCAAAGGCAGGCUGUGGCUGAUUUUCUUGUGGAGAUGACGGGUCACCAGGAAGAAGAACCGGCCAGGGCCAUCACUGAGCUUUGGUGGUCCAUGUCGGUCGAUGGAGCCUCUGGACCAAAAGGUUAUGGGGGAGGUGUGGUAUUCACAACUCCGGAAGGGUUUAAGGUAUAUCAUGCCUUGAUUUUUAAUUUCAAGCUCACAAACAAUGAGGCUGAGUAUGAGGCGUUGAUAGGGGGCCUGAGAUUGGCCAAAACCCUACAAAUCACAUGCCUCGGGAUCAAGUCCGGUUCAAGCUUGGUGGUAGGCCACAUCAAUGGCAACAUGGAGGCCAAAGGAGAGAAGAUGCAGAAAUACAGAGACUUGGCAAGGGAACUAUUGAAGGACCUGACUGACCCCGGAGCAUGUGUCCAAGCUGAGACACUGGAGAAAGCCAGCAUUGAAGGAUUUUCUGUUAGCGUGAUAGAAGAAGAUGGACACGCCAAUCCAGAUCGAGUGGAGCCAGAUGACAUUUGGAUGGAUGAUCUGGUCAGGUAUUACAUGACCGGGCAAUUCCCUGAAGAUGAGGACAUGGUGAGAAAAGUAAAGUUGAGGGCUCCAAGAUUCCAAAUGCUCGAGGGAAGGCUAUACAAAAGAGCAUUCGGUGGUCCAUUGCUAAGGUGCUUGACCAGGGCAGAGGCAGAAAGAGUGAUCGUCGAAGUUCAUGAGGGUGUCUGCGCCGCCCACCAAAUGUCCAGGACGCUCACGCAAAGGAUCAUUUUGCUAGGUUAUUUCUGGCCUACAAUGAACCAAGAUUGCAAGAGGAACGAAUUGGUUAGAGGAGUUGCCACAUAUCAUCUGGGUGGAAGACCGGUUGAAGUGGAGGACUUCAACAUCAUCGUCGUCAUCUUCGAUGAUGGUGGACAUCCUGUUGAAGUUCAUGUCUGCCAAAAAGAACAAAGCAACAAGUGACCGGUUAUCCUCAGCGUCAUGGGUCGCAGACGCACCCCCAUCCGGGUUAGGUAGCCGGAAUACCCAGCCUCCAUAGGCAUAAGGUUUCCCGG
Messenger RNA from Cuscuta campestris, 1773 nucleotides. Lineage: Eukaryota; Viridiplantae; Streptophyta; Magnoliopsida; Solanales; Convolvulaceae. The record is from the annotation of a GenBank genome assembly.